Messenger RNA from Saprolegnia parasitica CBS 223.65, 480 nucleotides. RefSeq lists its product as hypothetical. Bases 1 to 480 code for a protein of 159 amino acids. NCBI's taxonomy places the organism in Eukaryota, Oomycota, Saprolegniomycetes, Saprolegniales, Saprolegniaceae. The transcript has a single exon. The record is from RefSeq and is a predicted model, not a curated record.
AUGCACACUGCACCACGGACGCUCGGCCUCGCUGUCGUCGCGAUCGUCGUCGCCGCGCCAGUGGUCGCUGGUUCGCUCUUCGUGGACCUUGCCGCCACCGUCAUUGGCCUCACUGCACUCCUCUGGCUUCGGGCCCUGCAAGCUGCGGUUGUCCGUGACCAGCACAUCAAGCUACUGCGCCCGACGUCGUCCGCACACUUGGCACCGCUGCGCAAGCACUCUCAAGGCGAGAGCCCACGAAGCCGCUGCCAUUCAGCAUCGAUGCUCAUCAAGAUGCCAUCGUCGUCGCCCACAAGCCGCGCCUGUCCCCGCUGCCACGCACUGCUGCCGGCGUCCGAUCAUGUGUGGUGGUCCAAGCGACGACUGCGCUGCGGUAGCUGCAAAGCGGCGUGGUGUCUCUCGUGCGCGGGGACCUAUCACUUUUUGCCGCGCUGCCAUCGACGCUCGGCAAGUCGUGUCUUUGCCAAGCCAAGCGUCUAG